Messenger RNA from Trypanosoma grayi, 1191 nucleotides. RefSeq lists its product as hypothetical. The transcript has a single exon. Gene Ontology annotation, molecular function: metal ion binding. The annotation marks the transcript as partial. Lineage: Eukaryota; Euglenozoa; Kinetoplastea; Trypanosomatida; Trypanosomatidae. The record is from RefSeq and is a predicted model, not a curated record.
AUGUCCAUCACGGGCGUGCUGCCGGAGACUCACUGGCAGGCGCCAUCCAAGACAAAGUACUGCCAGUACCAAGACUGCGGCGCAUCUUUUGGAAUCUUCAGUUCCAAGACGAAUUGCCGCCGCUGCGGCAUUGUCAUAUGUUCCAAAUGCGUGCGCACCUGUGAUAGUAUUACGGGACACUACUACAACAAACCGCAACCAGUUUGUCCGCGAUGUCUUGAGUUUAUUGAACGACAAAAGGAAAAAAUGAAACGAACACUAGCGCAACAAGCGCCUUCAAUAGCGACACGCAACAACACCGAUGCCUUUACAGCAGAGACGGUCUCUUCACACGAGGCAGCCGCACAGGCACGCGAGCAAAUUCAGCGUCUCGAAGAGGAGCUAGCUGCAGAGAGGCACACCCACAAAGAGAUACAGGCAAAGCAGGCAAAUACCAUCGAGCAAUAUAUAAUACAAAGAGAAAAAAACCUACUAGAGCUGGAUGGGCUCCGUGUAACGAUUGCGCAACUCACUAAUGACAAGAACAAUACAGCUGCCAACGAAUCAGACAGUCAUGGCAUCAAAGAAGUAGCACAGAUCAACCCCGAGAAACAUUUAUUACAAACCAAACCCAAAGAACUAUUUAGCCAGUUACAAGACUCCGAGGAGGCCCGGGCCCGAGCACAGUCAGAGCUGCUCGAGCUGCAAGCGCAGUUACACCAACUGAGUGAGCAGAUGCGUGCUAGUUCGACUGAACUGCAGAGCCGCCUGGGUGAGCUGACCGCGGAGCGCGAUGAGCUGCGUGACAGUUCGGCUGAACUGCAGGGCCGCCUGGGUGAGCUGACUGCGGAGCGCGAUGAACUGCGUGAGCGGAUACGUGCUAGUUCGACUGAACUGCAGGGCCGCCUGGGUGAGCUGACUGCGGAGCGCGAUGAGCUGCGUGCCAAUUCGACUGAACUGCAGGGCCGCCUGGGUGAGCUGACNCUGCGUGCCAAUUCGACUGAACUGCAGGGCCGCCUGGGUGAGCUGACUGCGGAGCGCGAUGAGCUGCGUGCUAGUUCGACUGAACUGCAGGGCCGCCUGGGUGAGCUGACCGUGGAGCGCGAUGAGCUGCGUGCUAGUUCGGCUGAACUGCAGGGCCGCCUGGGUGAGCUGACCGCGGAGCGCGAUGAUCUGCGUGAGCGGAUGCGUGCUAGUUCGACUGAACUGCAG